AUGGCGGGUCUUGGGAAGACAGCUUUGGCUCAGCAAGUCUUCAAUGAUGCCAGAGUGACCAGCUACUUCGAUGCAAAAGCAUGGACUUGUGUUUCUGAUGAUUUCGACAUGCUUGCUAUUACAAAGAGUAUCCUACAAAAAAUCGACUGCACUUUGUCUUGUGAAGAUAAGGACCUAGAUUGGCUUCAGGAUAAGCUCAAACAAAACCUUUUGGGGAAGAAGUUUCUUGUCGUUUUGGACGAUGUUUGGAACAAGAAUUAUGGAAACUGGACUAUCCUCUUGAAGCCUUUUCAAUCGGGAGCAAAGGGAAGCAAAAUCAUCGUCACGACUCGUAAUUCCCAUGUGGCUGAAGUAGCCGGUGCUCAACCUUAUACUCUCAAAGAGUUGUCACAAGAAGCAUGCGUGACUUUGUUUGCAUUUCAUGCUCUUGGAGUCAGAAAUUUUGAUCAUCAUCCUUAUCUUGAAGCAUUAGGUCUCAAAAUAGUGGAAAAAUGCAAAGGGUUGCCAUUAGCUGUGAAGACAUUGGCUGGGCUGCUACGCACUAAAGUUGGUCCCCCUGAAUGGCAAGCUAUAUUGAACAGCAAGAUUUGGGAUCUAUCGGAAGAAGGAAAUGACAUCCUUCCGACUUUGAAACUUAGCUACCUCCAUCUCCCUUCCAAUCUAAGGAGAUGUUUUGCUUACUGUGCUAUAUUUCCCAAGGACUAUGAGAUCCAACGAGACGAGUUGAUUCAUUGGUGGAUUGCAGAGGGCUUGGUGGAUAGAAAAAAAGCAAAGAGUCAAUGGAAUACAGGUUUGAAUUAUUUCAAUGAGCUAGUAAGCAGGUCAUUAUUUCAAAAGUCAAGUAGCAAUGGAUCACAAUUCUUAAUGCAUGAUCUUGUGAAUGACCUGGCAAAGCUAGUUGCAGGUGCAUCCCAUUGGAGCUCAAGGGAAUUUGAGUUUGUGGAUGAUCACAAUAAUGCAUCUUUAGCUCGUCAUGCCUCGUUCCUUCCAAGCAAGAAUAUUAUUCCAGAAAGACUAGAGAUAUAUCAUCGAAUGGGGGGACUUAGGAGCUUCAUAUCGUUAAAGAAGCAAUAUCAGUCUUCCUAUGUGACCCAGAAAGUGCUAGAUGACUUGUUGUCGGGAUUGAAGUACUUAAGGGUGGUUUCAUUGAGUUGCUAUAAGAUCAGUGAGGUACCGGAAUGCAUUGGCAAACUAAGGCACCUAAGGCACCUUAAUUUAUCACAUACUCAUAUUGAAACCCUUCCAAAGUCGGUUGUUGCAUUGCACAAUCUAGAAGCUUUGAUAUUGCAAGGCUGUCACAUGCUUAUCAAAUUACCUGAAGGUAUGGAAAAACUGAUCAAUCUAAGAUUUCUUGACAUUAUUGAUACUCCACAUCUAAGAGCUAUGCCACUAAAUAUAGGUAAUUUGUUGGGUCUUGAGAUCUUGUCCAAGUUUAUAAUUGGAAUGGAAAAUGGGUCAAGGUUGAAUGAGUUAAAAAACCUAAAGAACCUUCAAGAGGAAUUGUGCAUCUUUGAUUUGCAUGAGGUUCAAGAAGCUAGAGAAGCCAUAGAUGCCAAUUUACUCAUGAAGGAGGGAAUAUGCCGGUUGAACAUGCAAUGGUGCACAAAUUUUGAAAAUUUCCGAAAUGAAGAGCUUGAAACAAAGGUCCUUGACUUUCUUUGCCCUCACCAAAACCUUGCACAUCUUGAAAUAUCCUAUUAUGGUGGCCUAAAAUUCCCAUCUUGGUUAGGUAGUCCUACACAUGUUAACAUAAUGUGUUUACAUUUACAUGGGUGUCAGAGGGUCAAAGCAUUACCAUCGCUCGGGCAGCUAUCUUUGCUGAAAGAAUUGUACAUCGAAGGUUUAAAUGCAAUAUGCAAGGUAGGGUCUGAAUUUUAUGGAAGUGGAAGUCCUUUUUCAUCCUUGUUAACUUUGGAAUUCAAGGACAUGCCAUUGUGGGAGUACUGGUCUCAUUGCAUCGGCACUAAAGAAGUUGGAGUUGUAUUCCCUCGCCUUGAGCAUCUUGUCAUUCAGGAUUGCCCUAUGCUGAUCGGAAGAUUGCCUAGUCAACUAAGCUCCCUUGUACAACUCACAAUUAACUCAUGUCCACGUAUGGAAGCCUCGCCAUCUUUCAAUAGCCUUUCAUCUCUCAGUGAAUUAAAAUUCAAAAGUUGUAAUGAGAGGGUGCUGCAUAGUUUGGUAAACCUGGCAUCUCUUACUGCUCUAAACAUAAAUGAUGUUGCUGAACUCACUUGCUUAAAUCAUGGGUUUACAAGCUCCUUGAUCAAGCUAGAGAAGUUGGAGAUCAAAAAGUGUGCAAAGUUAAUAUAUCUGUGGCAAGACGGAGAUGUAAUUCAGAAUCUCAAUUGUCUAAAGAGAUUAGUCGUACGUAGUUGUCCGGAAUUCAUAUAUUUUGUGGCUGAAGAAGGAGAUAUAAAGCUACCUAGCAACCUCGAGACUAUCGAAUUGAUAGAUUGUGUCAAUUUAGAGAAGCUUCCGAGCAAGAUGCACACCCUCUCUUCUCUUAAAGACUUGAUGGUCCAUUACUGUCCAAAACUCGUGUCCUUCCUCGAAAUAGGUAUACCGGCAUCUCUUAUAUCAUUAAAUAUCAAGAACUGCCAAAUGUUGCAAUCUUUACCCAGAGGAUUAAGUGAUCAUCUAGAUGAACCAAGUAGCAACAGUAGCAAUACCCACAUUGACAUUAUAUCUUGUCUACAAGACUUAAGAAUCUCCAGAUGCAAGUCUUUGCCAUCCUCUCCAUUCAGCAAGGGUAUAUUUUUACCCACGACCCUCAAGAGACUUCAAAUUGGUGACUGCAGGGGAGUGGAGUCGCUUGCGGAGAUAAAUCUAGAACCUCUUCAAUCUAUUCAAGAGAUUGAAAUUUGGUGUUUAGAGAAUUUGAGAAGCUUACCCCAGGGUCUACACAAGCUGUCUCGGCUCACUUCCUUGUAUUUGUGGAAUUGUCCUGCACUAGAGCUGGAGUGCUUUCCCCCUCUUCCUCCCAGCAUCUCGACUUUUAGGCUUCAUGAGUGUCCGAAGAUAAAAUCGCUACCUAAUCAGUUGCGUCGACUCACGAGUCUUCAAUUUCUAUCAAUUUGGAAGUGUGAGAGAUUGACGCGCUUCCCUGAGGGAGGAUUGCCGCCCCAGCUAGAGAGACUUUGGGUAAGUAGAUGCGAGAAUAUGAAGCAGCCGGUGAGGGAGUGGCUUACCCCCCUCACCUCCCUUCAAAAUUUGUCAAUCGAUAGUGAUGUGGGAGGAGUGGGAGAGGAGGAGGAUCAUGUGCUUCCGCUCCCUUCCUCUCUACUCCAUCUCGAUAUCUAUGACAUGAAGAACAUGGAAAGACUGUCCAGCAGUCUCCCUCCCUCUCUCAAGUCGUUAUGGAUCUACGAUUGUCCGAAGCUGAGGGAGUUGCCCCAGGAUGGCCUCCCUCCCUCCCUAGAAGACCUCUGGAUCCACAAUUGCCCGAUUCUGGAGGAGCGAUGCAGGAAAGGGACCGGCUGCUAUUGGCCCCUCAUCCGCGAAAUCCCAAAAGUCACAUUGGGUCAUGACGAGUCCAAGUCAAUUACUUGA
Eucalyptus grandis is the source of this 3549-nucleotide messenger RNA. Its product is annotated as putative disease resistance RPP13-like protein 1. The record is from RefSeq and is a predicted model, not a curated record. The transcript has a single exon. Gene Ontology annotation, molecular function: protein binding; ADP binding. Lineage: Eukaryota; Viridiplantae; Streptophyta; Magnoliopsida; Myrtales; Myrtaceae. The coding region runs from base 1 to 3549 and encodes 1182 amino acids. Gene Ontology annotation, biological process: defense response to other organism.